Molecule: messenger RNA, 1881 nt
Organism: Solanum verrucosum
Lineage: Eukaryota; Viridiplantae; Streptophyta; Magnoliopsida; Solanales; Solanaceae
Exons: 6
Coding region: 1-1881 (626 amino acids)
Molecular function (GO): zinc ion binding; nucleic acid binding
Source: RefSeq, a predicted model, not a curated record
AUGGCAACCAUACCUGUAUUGAUCAGACAUUCUGGAGAGUGGAAUGAAGAAAAUAGCUACGUCGAAUACAGCAUCGAUGGAGUAUUGUUGAAGGAACAUGCUUCUUUUUCUGAUUUAGUUAAUCUAAUUUCUGGUCAUUUGAAUGUUGAUAUGACUACAAAGUGUAUGAAAAUCAAAUACACCAUUGAAGGAGAUGUGUUGCAGCUUGAAUACAAUGUUGGAUCAACUGAUACAAGUGAUACAUUAUAUUUGGUUUCGUCGUUUGGUGAUAACCCAAAUAAUGUAUUUGAUGGUGGCAACGACUUGAUCAUUACUAACAGAUAUCAGAAGGAAAUAAUGGAGGAUCAAGUAUACGUGGACAAGUCGACACUGAAGUCUGUGAUGGAAAAUUAUACUCUGGUAUGCCAUAAUAAAGAAUGCAAAUGGGUAAUGAAGGCAUCAAGUAUAAACAAGUCGAAAAUGUUCAGAAUUAGAGUUUUCAACUCUGAGCAUACUUGUCCUUUGAAAGAUAGGGUGCACUCGCAAGUAAAAGCAUCAAGUGGAUUUAUUGGAGGCAUUAUCGCUCCUAAAUUGAAAAAUCAUAAGAGGAAAUACACUCCCAAUGAUAUCGCGGUUGACAUGAAAUUGGAUUUGGGUGUUGAUAUUAACUACCAGAUGGCAUGGCGAGCAAAAGAAAAGGCAUUGGAUUCCAUAAUGGGGCAACCCGCUGCCUCAUACAAAAAGUUGCCUGGAUAUUUGUAUACAUUGGAUAAAACAUAUCCUGGUUCACAUAUUCGAAUGAAGAAAACUCCUGAAAACGAAUUUUUGUAUUUGUUUAUAUCAUUACAUGCUUUUAUAAAGGGAUUUGACUAUUGUAGGCCAAUCGUUGUUGUAGACGCCUGCCACCUAAAAUCAGCAUACACAGGUGCUUUCGUUUCAGCCAGCACUUUAGAUGGAGCAGGAAAUAUAUUACCUUUGGCCUACGGAGUUAUCGAUUCUGAAAAUGAUGCUUCUUGGACGCGGUUUUUUGAACAGUUCAAAGAAGCAUAUGGAGAACGAGAGAAUAUGUGUGUAGUAUCUGACAGGCAUGAAAGCAUUAUAAAGGCUGUUUCUAGAGUAUACACUAAUAUGCAGCAUUACGCCUGUAUAUGGCACUUGUGGGCCAAUGUAUGCAAGAAUUUUAGAAAAUCAAAUGAGCAAUUAAGUGAGAUAUUCUAUGCUAUGGCGAAGGCAUAUACGCAGAAUGAGUUUGAUAGGCUAAUGAAUAAGGUUGAGCAAGUUGAUAUUAGGGUGAAGAAUUACUUGGAGUUUGCGGGAUAUGAGAAGUGGGCAAGAUUGUAUGCACCAGUUCAUCGUGGUUGGAUGAUGACAUCAAACAUUGCAGAGUCUAUUAAUUCAACUCUGGUAGCAGCAAGAGAAUUACCGAUAUUUGACUUUCUUGAACAAGUGAGGUUAAUGUUCGCUAGAUGGAAUUGCAAAAAUCGAGAAAAUGCAUCCUUCACAUUCACUCCUCUUGGUAAAAAAUUUCAAGAGAUGCUUGUACUUAAUACGGAUAAAUCUAUACGUAUGAUGGUUGUCCCAUCAACUGACUACAUUUAUUCGGUGAGUGACGAAGGAAAAAAUGCAUACUGUUCAGACUUUUACAAGCCAAAAACAGUGUUGAAGACAUAUGAGGUGCCUGUGUAUCCUCUUCCUGAUGUAACUGAAUGGAAUGUACCUGAACAUAUUGUUGAAGAAAUCGUGUUGCCACCGAGAUACAAGAGACCUCCAGGCAGGCCAAAGAAGCAACGGGAUAAAUCAUUCAGCGAGUUGAGUAAAAGAAAGGGUACCAAUUCUUGUAGUAGGUGUGGAAAUCGUGGUCACAAUAAGCGUUCAUGUAGAGCUGCACCACGUAAUGUGUAG